Cottoperca gobio is the source of this 4254-nucleotide messenger RNA. Its product is annotated as glutamate receptor 3. NCBI's taxonomy places the organism in Eukaryota, Metazoa, Chordata, Actinopteri, Perciformes, Bovichtidae. Gene Ontology annotation, biological process: monoatomic ion transport. Gene Ontology annotation, cellular component: membrane. The coding region runs from base 486 to 3281 and encodes 931 amino acids. The record is from RefSeq and is a predicted model, not a curated record. The transcript is spliced from 17 exons. Gene Ontology annotation, molecular function: ligand-gated monoatomic ion channel activity; signaling receptor activity.
UUUCAGAUGGCGGGCUAACGAAAUUACAGAGGUAUGAAGCUUGUGGUGGAAACAUGCUACGGAAUUGACAUUGUAUCUAAAGACACACAUGACAUAUAACUACAACAGUUUCGCUGAAGAGGAUAGUUAAAGGACAGUCGGGCUUGGAAACAGUAACUCAGAUGCUCGCUAGCACUGCUACUGACAGCAGCCCAACUAGUAACGUAAUUAACGUCAAAACACUCUUGUGAGCCGAGGUUUCCAAGUUCGUCAUGUAUCCAACUGAAAGGAGUCUAGUAUUCAUGGUGCCCUGUGUGGUGGAGAUGGAGGCUUCUGCACAGCAAGACAACAAACAAACACCUGAUUUAAGGCCAAAUCCCCAUGCGCUGCAGAACCUGCUGUGGUAAUGCCCACUGCUUUCCCAGGGAGUGUAGGCUAGAGGGUGUGGAGUCACCAGCUGCUUCUUUCACCUGACAGCGAGGAGCUUCACCAGGAGGGUGCAGCACAUGCAGAGGUUCAAAGAAUCUCCUGCAGAUCGUAAUGCAACUCCACACAGACGUCCUGACCAACCAGUAGGAGUCACCAGUGCGGCUGCAAGGAACGCUGCCAGUUGGGUUUUAUGGAGUUGGAAACACUGGAGCCGCCGGAUUAAAGCUGAUCGCUGCAGUGCAGGGCGAGUGUUUUCACUCUGCAACACUCGGGUGCCAGCCAAUGUUACAUUUAAGCAAUUAUGGGGACUGUUCAUGCGUUCCACGGUGCAGGAGCACAGCGCGUUCAGGUUCGCUGUCCAACUCUACAACACCAACCAAAACACCACUGAAAAGCCUUUCCACCUCAACUACAAUGUCGACAACCUCGAGUCGUCCAACAGCUUUUCAGUCACCCAUGCGUUUUGCUCCCAGUUCUCCCGCGGAGUGUACGCCAUCUUCGGAUUCUACGACAAGAAGUCCAUGAACACCUUGACCUCGUUCUGCGGCGCCCUGCACACCUCCUUUGUCACACCCAGUUACCCCACCGAUAAUGAGGUGCAGUUUGUCAUCCAGAUGCGCCCCGCCCUCCGCGGCGCUGUCCUCAGCCUGCUCUCUCACUACAAGUGGCAGAAGUUUGUCUACCUCUACGACACCGACAGAGGUUUCUCUAUACUGCAGGCCAUCAUGGAGGCAGCAGUAGCUAACAACUGGCAGGUGACCGCUCGCUCUGUUAGCGGCACAACAGACGCAUCAGAGUUCAAGCGCAUCAUUGAGGAGAUGGACAGGAGGCAGGAGAAACGCUUUGUGAUUGACUGUGAGGUGGGCAGGAUCAACACCAUAUUGGAACAGGUUGUGACCCUGGGGAAGAACAGCCGUGGUUACCACUACAUUCUUGCCAAUCUUGGAUUUACAAAUGUGAGUUUGGACAAAGUCUUCGCCGGUGGAGCCAACAUUUCUGGGUUUCAGAUCGUCAACCCUGAGAACCCGAUUGUGCAGCAGUUCAUGCAGCGCUGGGAGCGGCUAGAUGAAAGAGAAUUCCCAGAAGCACGAAACACUCCUCUGAAGUACACUUCAGCUCUGACCCAUGAUGCCGUCCUGGUGAUAGCAGAGGCCUUCAGGUACCUGCGGCGCCAACGUGUGGACGUCUCUCGCCGAGGCAGCGCUGGAGACUGCCUAGCCAAUCCCGCUGUACCUUGGAGCCAAGGCAUCGACAUCGAGAGAGCUCUCAAAACGGUCAAAGUGCAUGGUAUGACUGGGAACAUCCAGUUUGACAACUACGGCCGCAGGACCAACUACACCAUCGAUGUUUAUGAGAUGAAAACAGGUGGGCCGAGGAAGAUUGGGUACUGGAACGAGUACGCGCGAUUUGUAAAUAUUAUGGACCCGCAGGUCUCCAACGACUCCUCAGUGGAAAACCGAACGAUUGUGGUCACUACUAUUAUGGAAGCUCCUUAUGUGAUGUACAAGAAAAAUUAUAUGCAUCUGGAUGGGAAUGACAGAUAUGAAGGCUACUGCGUCGAUUUAGCAUCUGAGAUUGCCAAACAUGUUGGAAUUAAGUACAAACUGUCUAUAGUAAUGGAUGGGAAGUACGGAGCCCGAGACCCCGAGACCAAGACGUGGAACGGGAUGGUUGGCGAACUGGUCUAUGGGAGAGCAGAUAUAGCUGUUGCACCUCUUACCAUUACUCUGGUUCGGGAAGAGAUGAUAGACUUUUCCAAGCCCUUUAUGAGCUUGGGCAUCUCCAUUAUGAUAAAGAAGCCUCAAAAGUCCAAGCCUGGCGUUUUCUCCUUCCUGGAUCCGCUGGCCUAUGAGAUCUGGAUGUGUAUAGUGUUUGCCUAUAUUGGGGUGAGCGUGGUCCUGUUCCUGGUCAGUCGGUUCAGUCCUUAUGAGUGGAACCUCGAGGAACAGGACGAGACCAAAGACCCCCAGACGCCCCCCGAUCCUCCCAAUGACUUUGGGAUCUUCAACUCCCUCUGGUUCUCACUGGGCGCCUUCAUGCAGCAGGGCUGUGACAUCUCCCCCAGGUCUCUAUCUGGCCGCAUUGUCGGUGGUGUGUGGUGGUUCUUCACCCUCAUCAUCAUCUCCUCCUACACAGCCAACCUGGCUGCCUUCUUGACAGUGGAGAGGAUGGUCUCUCCUAUAGAAAGUGCUGAAGAUUUAGCCAAGCAGACAGAGAUAGCAUAUGGCACUCUGGACUCAGGCUCCACAAAGGAGUUUUUUAGGCGAUCCAAAAUAGCAGUGUAUGAGAAGAUGUGGUCAUACAUGAAAUCUGCUGAACCCUCAGUGUUUGUUAAGACCACACCCGAUGGCGUAGCCCGGGUACGAAAGUCAAAGGGCAAGUUCGCCUUUCUCCUCGAGUCCACCAUGAACGAGUACAUUGAGCAGCGGAAGCCCUGCGACACCAUGAAAGUUGGUGGGAACCUCGACUCGAAAGGAUACGGUGUGGCGACGCCCAAAGGCUCAGCAUUAAGAACUCCUGUAAACCUUGCAGUAUUGAAACUCAGUGAACAAGGCAUCUUAGACAAGCUGAAAAACAAAUGGUGGUACGAUAAGGGUGAAUGUGGAACCAAGGACUCUGGAAGUAAGGACAAGACAAGUGCUCUCAGCCUAAGCAAUGUGGCUGGUGUCUUCUAUAUUCUGGUUGGAGGGCUGGGGCUGGCCAUGAUGGUGGCUCUGAUAGAGUUCUGUUAUAAAUCACGGCAAGAAACCAAACGGCUGAAAUUGGCCAAGAAUGCCCAGAAUUUUAAGCCGGCUCCCCCGACCAACACCCAGAACUUUGCCACAUACAGAGAAGGCUACAACGUAUACGGAACCGAGAGCGUUAAGAUCUAGAGGUUUAGGAAACAUUUCCAUUGUCCCUUACAACUGUGACUGAACAUCUAUGAAAGGACAGGAUCACGGGGAUUGAGCUCCAAGCCAAAUCCUCUAGGACGGACACGGCACGAUAAUCUGCAAUGACGACACGUCUGGACUGGUCACGGGAAGAGCCGAUGCGGUUCCCUCCUCUCAGUGCCUUAUGGAACUCCGAGUCCAAUCAAUGCAACUCAUUCACAAUGAUAUUGCUUUUUGCUUGAAACUCAUACAAAACAGAAGAAUGGUGCAGUGACUGAAAUAUAUAGAUAUAUAUAUAUAUAUAUAUAUCUCUAUAUGCAUAUAUAUCUAUAUAAGACAUUUGACAUGUUACAAUGAAUGAGAGAACUAAAGCCAUCCUUUGCAACCCUAAGCACACUUUGAAGUGCCAGAAAGAUGACGAAUCUUACAUGACAAGUGUCUAAUUGGUUUCUUGUAAUCAAUAUGAUCAGAUUACUCUUCAUCCUUCUGCUGCCAGUUUUUCACUGGUUAUAUGUGUUCAAAUAAUUUUAUUAGAUCUAUUCAGUGCACUGUAAGACACUGGUUAUUAGACAAUAGCUUUUAUACUGCUGUAAGUCACUUAUAGUGACCUUGUACUUGUUUUAAAAGACAGAUUGAUCUUCUGGAGCGAAAUGCCAUUCAGCGCAAAACAAUUACGAGUGUGUUGUUUGUACUCUAAACUCUGGUGCUGCUGCCACUGUCUUCUGAACGUUUGAUGGGACUCAUGAAGAUGAGAAGAUGAUCUGGUUUGGCUUUUACGCACUACAGAACCAGGUCAUAAUUCGCACUUCCAAUACUGCCAAGAGUGUGUUUUGUAUGACAAAGAGUGUGUAAAGCAAAGUAUUCAUGCUUGAGUAAAAAAAAAAAAGGGAAAGAAGUCAAAUCUGUUUGUGAUCUACAGUUUGUAAAAUAUCAAAGGAGCGCUGACUCGCUAAGGUUCGUCGCUCGACACAGU